Messenger RNA from Linnemannia hyalina, 1857 nucleotides. The record is from the annotation of a GenBank genome assembly. Lineage: Eukaryota; Fungi; Mortierellomycota; Mortierellomycetes; Mortierellales; Mortierellaceae.
AUGGCAAACCAAAUCAUCGUCGUCGGAGGCGGUCUCUCCGGUCUCAGCGCUGCCCACACCAUCCUCGAACACGGCCUCAACGUCCUCGUCAUCGACAAGAACGCCUUCUUUGGCGGAAACUCAACCAAGGCCACCUCCGGCAUCAACGGUGCCCUCACCAAGACCCAGAUCCAGCUUGGCAUCAAGGACUCAGUCGAGGCAUUCUACGAUGACACCGCCAAAUCCGCCCGUGAAAUGCUCCGCCCCGACCUCGUCAAGGUCCUCACCGGUCGCUCUGCCUCUGCCGUCGAGUGGCUCCAGGAUAAGUUCAAGCUCGAUCUCUCGCUCGUCUCCCGUCUCGGAGGACACUCCUUCCCCAGAACCCACCGUGGCAAGGAAAAGAUGCCUGGUAUGACCAUCACCUACGCCCUCAUGGAGACCAUCGAGGACCUCUCCGUCUCCCAGCCCGACCGCGUCAAGCUCAUCAAGAAGGCCCGCGUCACCAGCCUCAUCAAGGAGAACGGCGCUGUCGUCGGUGUCGAGUACGAGCACCUCAACCAACCCGGCAGCAUGAUCAAGGCCUGGGGUCCCGUCGUCUUGGCCACCGGUGGAUACGCUGCCGAUUUCUCCAGCGAUUCCCUCCUCAAGAAGUACCGCCCUGAUCUCUUGGAUUUGCCUACCACCAACGGCGACCACACUACUGGAGACGGUAUCAAGAUGUCCCUCGCCAUCGGAGGCAAGACCAUCAACAUGGAAAAGGUCCAGGUUCACCCUACCGGUUUGGUCGAUCCCCGCGAACCUGAUGCCAAGGUCAAGUUCCUGGCCGCCGAGGCCCUCCGCGGUGUCGGUGGUCUGUUGUUGCAGGCCGACGGCAAGCGCUUCUGCGAUGAGCUCGGUCACCGUGACUACGUCACUGGUAAGAUGUGGGAGAACAAGUUCCCCAUCCGCCUGGUCCUCAACACUGCUGCCUCCAAGGAAAUCGAGUGGCACUGCAAGCACUAUGUCGGCCGUGGCUUGAUGAGGUACUUCAAGAACGGAGAGGAGUUGGCCAAGGAGAUUGGCAUCCCUCCCUCGGAGCUCAAGAAGACCUUUGACGAGUACAACCAGAUCGCUGCCGGUAACGCCAAGGAUCCUUGGGGCAAGAAGUACUUCCAUAACUGCCCCAUCAAGAUGGAGCAGGACUUCCACGUCGCCCAAAUGGCCCCCGUCCUCCAUUACACUAUGGGAGGAGUUGAUAUUACUGAUGAUGCCAACAUCAAAGAUACCACCGACCAGAAGAUCCCCGGUCUGUUCGCUGCUGGAGAAAUGUGCGGAGGUGUUCACGGUGCUAACCGUCUCGGUGGUUCGUCAUUGCUCGGAUGUGUUGUCUUCGGUCGUACUGCUGGUGACACUGUCUCGAACUAUGCCAAGGGCAACCCCGUCAUUGGAUCCGGUGCCAAAGCUGCUCAGGCUCAGUCGAUUGCCCUCCCCGGUGGAUUCACUACCUCUAUCACUGUCGACCCAAGCAACCAGAAGAUCAACUUGGAGAUUAGCUGGGGUGCUGCUGCCGGUACUGCCCCCGUUGUGACCGCCCCCUCUGCACCCGCUCCUGCUGCUGCCGAGCCAACAAAGUUGCCCUCAAUUUCCGCUGCCGAGGUCGCCAAGCACAACACUGAGAAGGACUGCUGGGUCAUUGUCAACGGCCAGGUUCUGGAUGUGACCAAGUUCUUGCCUGACCAUCCUGGUGGAAAGAAGGCCAUCUUGCUCUUUGCUGGUCGCGAUGCUACCGAGGAGUUCAACAUGCUGCACAAGCCUGAUGUUGUUGAUAAGUAUGCACCCGAGUCCAUCAUCGGUGUUCUCGAUAACAACAGCUUGCCUGCUCGUCCUUCCAAGAUCUAA